Messenger RNA from Bursaphelenchus okinawaensis, 1063 nucleotides. NCBI's taxonomy places the organism in Eukaryota, Metazoa, Nematoda, Chromadorea, Rhabditida, Aphelenchoididae. The record is from the annotation of a GenBank genome assembly.
AUGUCGGGUCUCAGCAUCUUCUUCGAGGAAUACAACUUCUCCAAGGCCAAGCGAUGGCUGGUCGAGACCGAGCCCUUCCAGCUCAAGUGUGUUGCCGUCUACGUCGUCGCCAUUUGGGCCAUCAAAUUCAUCCAGAGCUCCCGGAAGCCAUUCGACCUGAAAGUCCCUCUGAUCCUGUGGAAUGCUGCUUUGGCCAUAUUCAGUAUCUUAGGUGUUGUCUACACUACCCCAACCUGGAUCCGAGUUAUCAGCAAGCAUGGUAUUUCCUGUAAGUAUUAUAUCUUUUUUAAGUAAACAAACAAACCUCACGAGUUUGAUUUUAAAAGUUCGCAAAGUUGACUGAAAGAUCAUGAAUAUAAGUCUCGUGUUAGCACAGAUUAUACUGUAGUUUAAGUUAAGCAAAUAUAGUUUUUAAUCUUGAUGUGAACGUGCGAAUUAUAAAUAAAAAAUUAAGCAUAAAGAAGAAGUUCAAAAUAAAACAAAAUAGUUUAGAAAAAAAUUUAAAAAACUGUUUUCAGACACCUACACCAAUGUAAGUGAAAUGUAUACUGACAAGACCGCCGGAUACUGGACCUUCUUGUGGGUAGUCUCCAAGAUCCCCGAACUCGUCGACACCAUCUUCAUCGUACUCCGCAAAAAGCCGUUGAUGUUCAUGCACUGGUAUCACCACGCCCUCACCGGCUACUUCGCUUUCCACACCUUUUACUCAGAGAACGUGUACAUGAUCUGGGUCGUCUGGCUGAACUACAUCAUUCACUCCGCCAUGUACUCCUACUACUGUCUCCGUGCCUGUCAGAUCCGUGUCCCACCUCAGGUAGCUCAGUUCAUCACCUCUGCCCAGAUCGUGCAAUUCCUCAUUACCCAUGUUGUCAUGAUCCACACUGCCUACUUGGCCUGGGUGGUUGGAGCUAAGGUUUCGGUCACUCCCUAUGGAUUCUUCGUUGGAGGCUUCAUGGAGUUCACUUACCUGCUUCUGUGGUUCCGCUUCUACUACGAGUCGUACUACAAGACCGGAGGCAAGAAGUACGUGCAACAUCAACAGAAGGUGGAGAAGUCACAAUAA